Messenger RNA from Hemiscyllium ocellatum (epaulette shark), 6753 nucleotides. It is a transcript of the gene olfml1, whose product is annotated as olfactomedin-like 1. The transcript has 4 exons. The coding region runs from base 136 to 1353 and encodes 405 amino acids. The record is from RefSeq and is a predicted model, not a curated record. NCBI's taxonomy places the organism in Eukaryota, Metazoa, Chordata, Chondrichthyes, Orectolobiformes, Hemiscylliidae. Gene Ontology annotation, biological process: signal transduction.
GACAAAUGCACCCUUCAGACACAGCCGGAGACUUCUCUCUGUGACAAGUAAAAGUGAAAACCUCAAACAAAAAUUACAAGCGGGGCUUGGUAGUUCAUUCUGUUCCAUUGAACCUCUGGAAUAAAACUCCCAAUCAUGGUCGAUCGGAUCCAGUUACCAAGGCUGUUGAUGUUUCUCUUUUUAACCCAAAGCUUUGGAGAAGCCCAACGGAUGACUCAAGAUGCUUUACUCAUGCAAUAUAUUGAGAGACGAAUCAUGUUGCUGGAGGACCGGCUAGAGAAAUGUAACCAAGACAUGAACAAAUAUGUCAGGGAGUUUAGAGACUUCCGGAAAGAAAUCACAGUCCGUCUGGAUAGGUUGAAUAUUUAUAAAACUGAGUUCAAGAAUGAGAUGGAGGUUGUUGGAUCCAGAAUUGACAGGAUUGAAAAAGAUAUUGAUUAUUUGGAGACACUGCAGCCAACUCAGCCAUGUGUGGAGGUCGAUGAAAAGUUAAUUGAAGAGCAGAUGCAGCAAGCAGAGGAGAAGAGAAAAGCCAAGCUUCGGAUGGCUGCAGAUUGCGACCUCUUGCUCAUUGGAAUCAAGUCAUUAAAAAUUGUUAAGAAAAUAGGUGCGAACCAAGGUUCUUGGAUAAAGGACCCUUCCCGAGAUUUUCAGAAGAUUUAUAUCUUGAGUGGAAUCAAUGGUGAUGUUUUCACCGAGUUUGCUGGCAUCAAGGCUUUCACGGAGAGCGCAGGGAGAAAACUGGCUAAGAGAGUCACCCUCCCUUUUGCCUGGCAGGGGACGGGUCAUGUGGUGUACAACGGCUACCUAUACUUCCAUCGCAAUGGCACCCUCAACCAAAUUGUCAAGUUUGACAUCCGUAAUGGGACAGUCAAAGACCGUAUGCUUCUGCAGGGAGCAGGCCGAGUACCUGCCUACCAACUCUCUCCGUACACCUUCAUCGACUUGGCUGUGGAUGAACAGGGCCUCUGGUCCAUCCAUGCCGAACCAGACGAUAGAGGUGGCAGCAUCAUUGUCACCAAGAUUGACCACAACAACUUGGCAGUGGAACACUCCUGGGACACCUCCUGCUCCAGCAAGGGAGCUGAGGCGGCCUUCAUGAUCUGUGGCACCCUUUAUGUUGUCUACAACACCCGUCAUGGUGGUCGCUCCCAUGUCCAGUGCCUGUACGAUGUCACUGAUGUGGUCACCACCGCUGAUGUGCCAAGCCUGUACUUCCCCAAGCGCUAUGGCAAACACUCCAUGAUUCAUUACAACCCCCGGGAACAUCAACUGUAUGCCUGGGAUGAAGGCUAUCAGACAAUUUACAAACUCAUCACAAAAAAGAAAUUGGAAAGUCGACCCUCUUUCUAAUAAUUGCAUCUUUUUAUAUUUACACGCUUUAUUAUAAAGUGGCCUAAACUGCUGACUAAUGGUUAUCAUACCUGCAACUUGACCAUAUAAUCCAUUCAAUCUCCAAACAGAAUGACUGGCUUUUAAAUUUACCAAAAGCUUCUCCUCUGCUGAUACAGCACAAGUCAUGAAGGUGACAGAAUUCUCUCCACUCUCCAAUGGGAGCAGCUCCAGUAGCACUCUGGAAACUUAAUAGCAUCCAAGACACAAUACAUGCAUUUGUCAUCCCAAUAAAUACUAUGAACAUUCAAUCGCUCCACAACCAGCGCACAAUGGCAGCAGUGUGGACCCAUUACAAGAUACAGUAACCUGCCAAGGUUCGUUUAGCAGCACCUUCCUAACCUACAUUUUCCACCACCUAGAAGGACAAGAGCUGCAGAUAUUUAGGAGCACCUCCUACCAGCAAGUUCUUCUCUCGGUCAGAUUUCAUUGGGACUUGGAAAUACAUCACUGUUCAUUCAUUAUUCUUUCCUAACAGCUCUGUGGGGAUAUUUCCAUCACAGGGACUCCAGUGGUUCAAGAAAGUAACUCACCUUCAAGGGUAAUUUGGGAACAGGGCCAGUGUUUGCCAAUUAGCACAUUGCUAAUUUAUUCUGAUGAAACAAAAUAAGACAGGUAAAACAAAACUGAAAAUGUGAAUAGUACACAGAAGCACUGACCAUAUCUGUAUGGAGAGAAUGGUGGGUAUUUAAAAAUGGGAUUGGGAAACUGCGCAAAUGAAGAGAAGUGUCCUCGCUGUUUAUAGACAAUGACAGAUCUUCUGUGUAUCACCUACAUUUUUCAAGAGGCUGACCUAAUCACCUCCUGUAACUAUUAACUACUCUGUCCAGAAAGGAUCAUCUAUGAGGAGUCAAAGGGAGGAAUAUCUUGGCAACACAACUCACUAAAUUCAAGUAUUUUUGUCACUUUUAUUGUGCAUUUUUGACUCCAGAGUCAAGAGCAAGGUAGCUUCCACCUGUUGCAGAGAGGCAGCAAGUUUAGGCACUUGUAUUGAAAGACUACAAAGUGGUGAUGAGGAAUAGGCAAUGUUUAAAGUUGUGCCAAAAUGAUAGAAAGAGGGAAUGAUAAGAGCAGAUUCUUGUUUGUGUCUUUUGCUCUUCCCUCUUCCUACUCCAUCACAUCCUCCCAAAAUCUUUCCGUUCUAUUAAGAGACAUUGCUGACUUUCCGGUUCUCGAUCCUGAUAAAGGAGCAACAAAUUGGCUCCUCUUUUCCUGAACAAGCUGCUUUUCAUCAUGUUUUAUGCUGAUUGAUUUUGCUUUGAAUCCAUUUUUCCCCACUUUAAAAUCUUGUGAAAUUGCUUUUCAUUUGUAAAUGAUGAUGUCUCUAUCAUAUCUAAUAAGAAUGAUGUGGAGGUGCCAGUGUUGGACUGGGGUGGACAAAGUUUAAUAAUCGCACAACACCAGGUUAUGGUCCAACAGGUUUAUUUGGAAACUAGUUUAGAUUACUUAGUGUGGAAACAGGCCCUUCGGCCCAACAAGUCCACACCGACCCGCCAAAGCGCAACCCACCCAUACCCUUACCUAACACUAUGGGCAAUUUAGCAUGGCCAAUUCACCUGACCCGCACAUCUUUGGACUGUGGGAGGAAACCGGAGCACCCAGAGGAAACCCACGCAGACACGGGGAGAACGUGCAAACUCCACACAGUCAGUCAGCUGAGUCGGGAAUUGAAGUCACGCUGUGAGGCAGCAGUGCUAACCACUGUGCCACCGUGCCGCCCUUAGUGUUUCCAAGUAAACCUGUUGGACUAUAACCUGGUGUUGUGUGAUUUCUAACUAUGUCUAAUAAGAGGUAACCUUUUAUACUAGACAAUUAACCAUCACCUUUUUUCCAUCCCAACUGGAUAAAAUUACAAAGGCAUCGUUUUUAAUGUGUUCAGUGCACUGGUUUUUCAGCUUUUUAUAAGCUUUUAGCACUUAAUUAAAACACAAUUGAUUUCAUUGCUUAAUCCUCUCCAUUCCCCUUUUUAAAAGUUCAUCUGAUUUCAGGCAAAUUGAAAUCUCUAUAAAUCAGCGGUUAUAGAGUCCUAGAGAUGGACAGGACAGAAACAGAUCUUUCGGUCCAACCUGUCCAUGCCGACCAGGUAUUCCAACCUAAUCUAGUUCCGCCUGCCAGCACCCGGCCCAUAUCCCUCCAAACCCAUCUAAAUGCCUCUUAAAUGUUGUAAUUGUACCAGCCUCCACCACAUCCUCUGGCAGCUCAUUCCAUGCACGUACCACCCUCUGUGAAAAAGUUGCCCUGUGGGUCUCUUUUAUAUCUUUCCCCUCUCACCCUAAACCUAUGCUCUCUAGUUCUGGGCUCCCUGACCCCAGGGAAAAGACUUUGUCUAUUUAUCCUAUCCAUGCCUCUCAUAAUUUUAUAAACCUCCUAUAAAGUCACACCUCAGCCGCCGACGCUCCAGGGAAAACAGCCCCAGCCCGUUCAGCCUCUCCCUAUAGUUCAAAUACUCCAACCUUGGCAACAUCCUUGUAAAUCUUUUCUGAACACUUUCAAGUUUCACAACAUCUUUCUGAUAGGAAGGAGACCAGAAUAGCACACACUACUCCAAAAGUGGCCUAACCAAUGUCCUGUACAGCUGCAACAUGGCCUCCCAACUCCUGUACUCAAUACUCUGACCAAUUAAGGAAAGCAUACCGAACGCCGCCUUCACUAUCCUAUCUACCUGCGACUCCACUUUCAAGGAGCUAUGAACCUGCACUCCAGAUCUUUGUUCAGCAACACUCCCUAGGACCUUACCAUUAAGUAUGUAAGUCCUGCUAAGAUUUGCUUGCCCAAAAUGAAGCACCUCGCAUUUAUGGUUUGCAACCAUUUUGCUUCUACGGCCUCUCCCCAGUGCUAUAAAACUUCCUGACCCCGGUUGUAACAUAAGCAUUUUUCUGUAUAAAAGUUAGUUAUACAAUUAAAUGUAUAUAUUUGUCAUUAAGUUUGUUUUAUUUGCAUCUUCCCUGCUAUGUUCCAGUUUUUCCCCUAUUUGUGAUGACAUUCUCUUUUUCCUCUCUGCAGUCUGAAGAUAUUACAUAGAAUAAUCUUUCCAAUAUGCAAGUUCUUUAUGGCUUAAGCAAGCAUUUUUUAAUGCAUAUACCGUGUAAAACAUGGCACUAGACCGAGUUCUACUUCCCAAUGGUAGGGGUACAAAUCUCAUCCUGGCAGCUGGUAAAAAGCAAAUAAACCGGCCUUCUGGUCUACAUGUGCCUCCAGAUCCACAGCAAUGUUGUUGACCCUUGGCUGCCCAGUGAAAUGGCCAAGUAAACUACUUGAUGGCAAUUAAGGACAUUCAACAAAUGCUGUAUUUGCCACAUUCCAGACAGGAAUUUCAGAAACUGCCAGCCAUAUAGCUCUGUCUCAGUGGAUGGCCCUCUUGCCUCUGACUCAGAAUUUUCUGGAUUCCAGCUUAAUUCAGGACUUGAUCCAGACUGACACUCCAGUGCAGUACUGCAGGCAUGCUGUACUGUUGGAGAUAUUGUCUUUUGAAGAGUCACUAAAUCAAGGUCCUGUCUGACUUCUGGAGAGGAGAUGAAUUGUCCUAUGACAUGUUCAAUUGUCAUCACAAAAACAGUUUAUCUUGUCAUCAUCUGACUCUUAUGAGUUUGCAGAGUGAAGAAGGGAAGCACAGUGGCUCAGUGGUUAGCACUGCUGCCUUUCAGUGCCAGAGACCUGGAUUGAUUCCAUUCUUAAACGACUGUGUGGAGUUUGCACAUUCUCCCCAUGUCUGCGUAAAUUUUCUCUGGGUGCCCCAUUUUUCUUCCACAGUCCAAAGAUAUGCUGGUUAGGUAGAUUGGCUAUGCUAAAUUGCCCAAUAGUGUCAGGAAUCUGCAGACUAAGUGGAUUACCCAUGGUAAAUGCAAGGUUACAGGGAUAGGGUGGAUCUGGGCAAGAAGCUCUUCAGUAGGUUGGUGCAGACUCGAUGGGCCCAAUGAUUCAAUGUUCCCUAAGUUACCUGAAUGCCUUCACUCUAUUGGUUUUGAAACACUAUGACACAUCUGGUGAUCAUGAAAUGUACUACAUAAAUGCAAGUCUCUUUACUUCACAGAUGUAAUAUCUACAACAGGCCCAGCUCUCGCCAGCAGCCAUUUUACCAAAACAUAAUUUUUCAAAUCAAAAUUAUGUGGAUUAAAUUUGCUGAGUGCUCCAAUGUGUUUCCUCACUCUGGAUUCUCCCUUCAUAUGUUGCAGCCAUCCACCAACCACACCACUGCUUCAUUUACAGAUCAGCUUGAUCUGUCUCUGUCUCUGUCUCUGUCUCUGUCUCUGUCUCUGUCUCUGUCUCUGUCUCUGUCUCUGUCUGUUGUCAAACACCAACCAAUGCCUGUAUAAAAACAAACAAAAAAAAACACACUUUCAUUGGAUAGCAUCCUUUUAUUGGUAAGAAGUCUCAGCUAACAUUUCACAUGACUCCAAUUUUAAUUGGCUAAUCAUCACAUCAGUCUUUUUUCUUCGUAGCCAACCUUGUGAAACCUUUGCCUGAAGCCCGAAGCAGGUGGCAGAGAACCCUUGCAUUCAGUGAAUUUUAGUUUGUACCAUCAAGUAUUCAGCUCAGGAACUGAGUUUCUCAGUGCCAUAGCAUUGCUGACCAUAUUGGAGAAUGUGCUAAAGACUGAAUGUUGGGGAAAUAUUGCUUGAGUUGUAAGAUGUCAUUGUCUUCCCAACCUUUUUAGCAAAGGUUUGCACCUUUUCCUCCUCAGGAUGCUAAUUGUUCGUACAUGACACUUUAAGCUAAAUUGGCUCCUGAUACUUGAGGGGUGAAAUUGGAUUUUAAUUAGUAUCUUUAAUUAACUUUAAAUUUGCAGUACAGUAUUGCUCAUCUACAAGUUACCCUGUUGUGUAUUUCAGUAUAUUGGCAUUAUGGUUUACUGGUAAAAAGUUGUCUGGCUAGUGCCUCUGCUCAAUUUCAAUCUCAACUCAGUUUUUUUUUAUGCUUUGGAGCUUUCUUGUCCACUACUCUAGUGAGAAAAUUGAGUCUAAACAACACUUCUAAUGUAAGUGCUAGAAACUGUACCACAUACUGAGCUACAAAGCACACCACCCCCACAAACUGUACAGAAUCUUAUUCAGCAAGAAUUUUCUUCUACCUGAAAAUGAGCCAGGUCCAGUCUACACCCUUCAACCUUUCAACAGAUGCCAAAACCAACUAUAUAUUUCAAAAGCUGUCUAUCUCUGCAUGCUUUCACAUUUUCAAUCAAAAUUCCUAUGUAAUUCUGUCACAUUGUAAUUAUAUCCUCCAACUAAUGAUGGCACAGUAGCACAUCAAUUGUACAUCUUCCAGUUCAUCAGCUUAAAUUGUAAGCAAAAUAAUAACCUGUGACUGACUAUUUUUCAGCUUUCUGUAAGAUAUGCUAAGUACAAAUAAAUAACAAUGCCAAAA